GUAAUUCAAGUUGUCUUGCUAUUUUGUUGUAUUAACAAAAAUUAUUUACAUAUUGUUGUGUUUAAUUAAUUUCAACACUUACAGUGGUGUGUUUAAGAGUUUAUUCCAUCCAUGUCAUCGUCAUGAAACCGAAACACAUCCAAAACAAAACCAACAAACCACCAAAAUGCAACCUUAAGAAAAAGCCUAAACUUCAAACCAAAACCACAAAUCCAAAAAUAGCAGAACAAUUCGAAAAAAUAAAACAAGUCCGCCUGAAACUAACCCAACAACUACAAUCCGAACUUAAAACUUGUGACAUCAAAAAACAAAUCAUAACCAAACAACAGGAACGCUUGUUUCCUAAAUCACCACCUGCCAUUGUCAAAAAAACUGUAGAAAUCCCUAUAAAGGAAUUACAAAACGCUUUGAAUGAUUUGAACAAAGGCGAAAUGGAUAAUCCUUAUGUGGCCAACAAGUGUAAAAGGAGUAUCGUAGAUUUAGUUAACAGCAACCAAAAUUCUGAGUACUCUUCUUGCUCGUAUACAAACUUGUGUUACGAGAUACACAAGUGUAUUCUUAAUCACGAUUGGAAGAGCUUGACGGCAUGCUUUUUGUUGCUGCUUGAUGGACCUGUUUCUUUGCGACAAGUCAUAUGGAAGGUGGCGAUGGUAAUUCUUUUCCAUAACCCAUACGUAAAAAACUCAGGCAUAAUGGAAGACUUUUUAAAAAUGUGUGCUUGCUGCCAAACCGAGGCUGAGAUGGAAGAGUUUCUGCAAAAGAUUCUAGUACUGCCGGAUAAACUUUCACACCUUGCAAAACCCACAUUUAAGUCUAAAGCUAAAGACGACAAGGUGGUUGGAGAGUGA
Molecule: messenger RNA, 848 nt
Organism: Ctenocephalides felis (cat flea)
Lineage: Eukaryota; Metazoa; Arthropoda; Insecta; Siphonaptera; Pulicidae
Exons: 2
Coding region: 123-848 (241 amino acids)
Source: RefSeq, a predicted model, not a curated record